AAAGUAGAGUCAAAAUAAUUAAACAGCAACAAAAUCAAUUUAUAACCUCAAAAUCAGAAAUGAAAGAAGUAAUUAGAGAAUAAUAAUCAUCCCUAAAAAAGAGGACAAAGAUAUAAAAGAAUAGCCUCCAAAAUUAAGAUUCCAACCAUUAUUUACCUUAUAAUGAAGGGAUUUUUUGACCCUCUUCGCUGGCAAAAAUUAGCAUUAACAUCCCUUAUACCCCUUCUCUCAAAUUUAGAAGAGCCUUAUCUAUUACAUAAACGUCUCUAUUUCUUAAUUUUUGGCUCUUCUCAAAGGAUUACAACGUAUUGUAAUUCAUCACAAAUAUGCUAAGCUUCAAUAGAAUCCUUCUCCUUGUCAUUGCCAUAUUUUGCCUUGUACUCUCGCAUGAGUGGGAAGUCUGCAAUGCAAAGCUUCACAACCACCACCACCACCAACGUCGUCAUCAUCUCCAUCGUCGCAUCUUUUUGGGUGCAAAAAUAGAUUGCAAGGAAAGGUGUCAUAGAAGGUGCAGUGUGGCAUCAAGAUACAGAGUAUGCUUAAGAGCAUGUAACACUUGCUGCCAACGUUGCAAUUGCGUGCCACCAGGAACUUCUGGCAACGCUAACUCUUGUCUUUGUUGGGCUAACAUGACCACCAAAGGAGGCCGCAAGAAGUGCCCUUGAACCUUCAAAGGACUUUGCUUGUAACAUUAACUCAGCACAAUAUAAUGCAUUCAAUUAUUUUGAGCUUCACACUUCAUAUUUUUGUGGUAGAUUUGUGUUGUAUGUUGCAUACAAAAACAUUGGGAGACGAUGAGCUGAGAAUUAGGGGUUAUAUUAUUUCUACACUUAUUCUCCACUUUUAUUUUAUUGCUUGCCCCCCCCCCCCCCCAAAAAAAAAAUAAAAAAAUUGUAAUGAUGUUGAUGUGGUGUUAUUUUUUGGAAAUCAAUCAAUGUGGUUUAAUUUU
Molecule: messenger RNA, 949 nt
Organism: Chenopodium quinoa (quinoa)
Lineage: Eukaryota; Viridiplantae; Streptophyta; Magnoliopsida; Caryophyllales; Amaranthaceae
Product: gibberellin-regulated protein 11-like
Exons: 3
Coding region: 327-665 (112 amino acids)
Source: RefSeq, a predicted model, not a curated record